GUCGAGAGUUUUAAAGGUCCUGCAUCUCAUAGGUUGUUUUCUUUUGUUCCCUAUAAAAGCCCUAAUUUGUUUUUCUCCGAAAUUUUCCUUUUUUUUCAUUUUCCCUGCAUUCGACAAAUUUGAUGGCGAGUUUUUUCUUCCAUUCAUCCAAGUGUUGCUCCAUUCUCGUUUCAGUUCCAUUAGAUUCUGUUCAUCUUUUUUCUCCGAAACUUUUUCGUUCUCAGAUUUUUAAGCAGCCUUCUAGUUCUAAUUGACGUCUAUUGAAGGGAGGAGCCACCGUGGUCUGUACAAAUGGGAAGACGUAAAACUCAGCGAAAAAAUUCUCCAGCGGUGGAUAGUGAUGAUGAUAUUAGUGUGAGUUCUUCAUCGACUACGCGGUCUGAUCGUAUGUCUGUUGUAGGGAUUGAGGAUUUUCAAUUUGACCAAGAUACUAUACUUGAUCAAGCUCUUGAUGCUUUGUAUGAGAAGAGGGGUUCCACAAGAGAGAAAGCGCUGGCAUCAAUCAUAGAAAAUCUCAACAACAAUUUGCAACAUCAAUUUGUGGAAAAGAAAUUUGCUACUCUGCUUCAUCAAUGUCUGAAUUCUAUCAAAAAGGGUUCCAGCAAGGAAAUAUCCUUGGCUUCUCGUGCAAUUGGAUUAUUAGCUUUAACAGUGGGUGAGGGUGACAAUGCUCGGGAAAUAUUGUCAGAAUCAAUUCCCUCAAUUUCUCAGGCUCUUAGAUCUGGAUCGGAGUCCUCAAAGAUAUCGCUGCUCGAAUGCUUGGCAGUUAUCACUUUUGUUGGAGGAAAUGACAUGGAGGAAAUUGAACGGUCGUUGCAGCUCAUGUGGCAAGUUGUCAUUCCCAAACUAGGACAAAAUGUAGUUGCAGCCAGGCAAUCGGCAGCUAUCAUAACAGCUAUGGUGUCUGCAUGGUCCUUUGUCCUUACGACUAUGGACGGGUUGAAACUUAAUUCCAAAGAUUGGCAAGAAUCAAUAUCAUAUUUAUCAAGUCUUCUGGACAAGGAUGACCGUUCUGUACGCAUUGCUGCUGGUGAAGCUCUGGCGUUGCUUUUUGAGAUAGGCAGAUUGGAGAAGUUUUCUGCUGAAGCUAGAGGAUCAACUGAUGGCUCCGCCCUAGAGGGAAGUAAACAGCGUGACUGGUUCAUACAUAUACAGGGACUGAAGGGAAAAAUUUUGAAUCAAGUGAAAGGCCUCUCGAUGGAAGCCGGUGGUAAGGGUUCUGCUAAGAGAGAUCUCAACUCCCAGCGGAAUACAUUUCGAGAUAUCUUGGAGUUUUUUGAGGAUGGUUAUUGUCCUGAAACUUCGAUUAAGAUUGGAGGAGAUCUGUUGCAGACUUCAACAUGGAGUCAACUGAUUCAGCUGAACUUCUUAAAGCACAUUCUUGGAGGAGGGUUUGUUAAGCACAUGCAGGAGAAUGUAUUCCUUCAUGAUGUCUUUGGGUUCACUCCGAAGAAAAAAUUUCUCUUGGACAGUGAGCAUCGAAUAUCGACCACGGAAAAGAGGAUGUUCAGGUCACCAAAUUCAAUUGCCAAUAAGGCAAGGACUCAGCUAUUGAACAAGCAGCGAAUGUUAGCUGAGGGUAGAAACAUUGGACACUAUGCUUUAAACGUGGGCGACUGAGAAUUAUAGUAUUUAUUUAUUGCGACUUAGAAGGUGCUGUUGAAGGCUGGUGCGAGCCUCCAUGUUUCUGUUGGACGAAUUGUAAAAAUAGUAGGAACAUAAAUUACUCGCAGUUCAUAAUUGGGGCUGAUGAUUUCGAAUUAUUCUGAAUCCCCACCUCGUAAGUGCUCUGACGAUUUACUGUUAGUUUCGAUUAGCACGUAAUUUAAUAAUUAUUAGACAACGGAUUA
This is a messenger RNA of Cucurbita moschata (crookneck pumpkin), 1850 nucleotides long. Its product is annotated as interferon-related developmental regulator 1-like. The record is from RefSeq and is a predicted model, not a curated record. Bases 292 to 1620 code for a protein of 442 amino acids. Lineage: Eukaryota; Viridiplantae; Streptophyta; Magnoliopsida; Cucurbitales; Cucurbitaceae. The transcript has 13 exons.